This is a messenger RNA of Astrephomene gubernaculifera, 1904 nucleotides long. NCBI's taxonomy places the organism in Eukaryota, Viridiplantae, Chlorophyta, Chlorophyceae, Chlamydomonadales, Astrephomenaceae. The record is from the annotation of a GenBank genome assembly.
AUUCAGUUUGGACAAUGCCGUUAUGCUCAACAUCCUAAAACGCUUCCCUCCUGGCCUCAGAGUCCCUUAUUUCUUGCACUUAAGCGGCCGGCUGUGUACGCCGUUACUUGCAGUAACCUUUAGCUGCUCGUCACUCUUUUAAUAACAUGGGCGGCAUACUUAAGCGACGGCGCCCGCCGCACCUCUUACGGCCGGACCAGAUGCUCUCCUCGCUGUCCUCCCUGCGCCUGACCGCGCUGCUGCAGCACGGCGGCGUGUGGCUGGCGGUGCCGCCGCACCUCGCGGAGCUGCUCAACCAGUGCUGCACAGGACAGAUGGACGGCGGACCAGGUACCGCGGAGGAGGUGGCGGCGGUGCUGACUCCGCUGGUGGGAGAGCCGGCGGACUGGGGGCAGCAGCAGCAGCCGGAGGGCAGCAGCAAUGCCGCCGCCAGAUCUGCUGCUGCUGCCGUCGCUACCGCACCUGCUCUUGCUGUCGCCGCAGUUCCGGGCGCUACGGUAGCCAGUGAGGGCGUCGCGGCGAUGUCGUUAGCAUGCCAGUCCUUGUCCUCCUCGCUAAUGCUGCGGGUUCAAGCUGGCGGCCAGGAGGUGCAACUGCAGCAGCAGCAGCAGCAGCAGGCGGAGCUGGAGGUGCGUACGGAGGGAGCGUCACAGCAAGGGCCAGCGAUGGCUGAUCCGCCGCCGUUCCAGCAGCAGCAGCCGCUGCCUCCCCAGCAACCCGUGCAGCAGCUACCAGCGGUCGUGUGUGGCCCCACUGCUGACGGGGCGGGGGCAUCAGGUGACCCGUGGGUCAGGGUGACGUCAGGCUCAGAGCCCGGGGGGCCGAGUCCGGGCAGCCACGGGCGCGUGGGGGACAGCAGCGGCGGCAUUGCAGCGGUGGAGAGGGGGGCUGGUGGGGAAGCAGGGGUGUGCGGGGACGUGGAGCGACCGGAGCGGCGGAUGGCGGCAGGCGCAGGGGCGGACGCAACCGGGGCACCAGGAGGAGCAGCCGCAGGGGCUGCAACCGUGGCCGUGACGUCAGUAGCAGCUGCUUCGGUACCCGGCGACGGCGGCGGCGGCGGGGGCCGUGGCGGCGGCAGUGGUGGCAGGUUCCGGGGUCGGGGCCGGCCGCGGGUGCCUGCACCUCCCGCGCCUCCCUUCAGCCCCGCUGCGGCGGGAUGCCGGCUGGUGGCGGUGCGUCUGACGCUGGAGGAGGCGUUCUUCCUGCAUCACGUGCUGCGGUGUCUGCAGGUCUACGAGCUGCAGCCCGGCUCGCCCCUGCCCGCCACUGCCGACCACGUCCGGCGGCUGGAUGAUCUGGGUUUGUGGCGCGCCUGUCGCCGCAUCCGGAGCAACUUCGUGACCUCCUACGUGGCCUACCACCACCUCAAAGCCAAGGGAUGGAUACCCCGAUCUGGGUUGCUGUACGGAGUGGAUUACGUGGUGUACCAGCUGCACCCCGCGGGCGCGCACAGCAACUACGGAGUCAUGGUGCUGCCGCUGGGGCGGGACGGCCGACCCAUGGGUCCGCAUGCGCCGCCGCUGAGCUGGCUGGACCUGCAGAUCACCAACCGCCUGAUUAACCAGGUGGUCAAGCGGCUGAUCCUGAUGUACGUGUACGAGCAGCCGGGGCCGGACCACACCACACCCGCCUGCCUGCAGAACUUUGCGGUGGAGGAGCGCAUCGUGCGGCGCUGGGUGCCUGACGCGACCCGGGAAUGAGGACCCGGGAGUGAGCAGUGUGGUACCAGCCCCUGAUGAUGAUGGCUGGGGUAGUGGCUGCGGACAUGCGGCAACACGCAUCACAGUCACUACGGAGGGAGCGCCGAAACCCCGGUUGCUGUACUACAAUCUGUACUGCCAGUGCGAGUUCACAUGUGUGCCGGUCAUUACUCCGCCGCACAGGAUGUGUAAGUUUGUACAUGG